AUGAUGGCUAGCAGUGCUUCUGCUAAAUUCAAGACAGCUGUAGAUGGAAUAAAAAAACGAAAAUUGCUAAUAAUAAACGGAAAUUUACUUGACUUUAUUUUAGAAAGAUGCCCAGAAAAAGCAUGGAAACCGCCAUCUCUAAAAUGCCCAAAAAACCUCACUUUAUACAAUAGCUUGACAAAAAAGAAAGAACUUUUUGUGCCAAUUGAUUCGAAACAGGUUAAAUGGUAUAUUUGUGGACCAACAGUUUACGAUUCAGCACAUAUGGGACAUGCACGAGCGUAUCUUUCUUUUGAUAUUUUGCGACGUGUUUUACAGAAUUACUUUGGUUAUGAUAUACAGGCUCGUCAACAUCAUUUGUUAAAAAAUUACUUGGCUGGAAAAUACGGUGAACUUUCAGUGACUCAAAUUAUUGAAGACGUCAUACUUGCUUUAAAUUUUCUCAGAAAAAAGUGUAUGAAUGAAACAGAUCCAGACAAGAAGAAGCUUAUGGCUGAUGUAGGUGAAUAUGUAAAUAUCGCUGUAAAGAAACUAAAAGAUUCUCUCGAAAAAUCAGAGAAAAAUGAAAUAGACAAAUCAAAAGAUGAACUACUAUAUGCGGCAGAAGAUAUGCUCUCAGAUUGGCUAGAUGCAGUUUAUGGAAGUACAGUGGACGAUCUGACAGUGUUCGAGAGAUUAGCUAAGAAGUAUGAAAGCGAAUUUCUCUCUGAUAUGGCUCAACUAAAUGUGCUACCACCAACUAUUUUGACUCGUGUUUCGGAAUACAUCCCUGAGAUUAUUAAAUACGUGCAGAAAAUAGUAGAAAAUGGUUUUGGUUAUGUAGUCGAAGAUGGUUCAGUUUAUUUUGAUACGAUAAAAUUUGAUAAUAGCGACAAACAUUUUUAUUGCAAACUGGUACCAGAAGCAUUUACUGAUCGGCAAGAACUAAUGAAGAGUAUGCAGGAAAGUGAAGGGGAAUUAAGUAUGGGCAAUUUUCAAUGCUUUCAGAACAAAAGAAAUGUCACUGAUUUUGUUUUAUGGAAAGCAUCAAAACAAGGUGAACCAUACUGGCACAGUCCAUGGGGAAAUGGUCGUCCAGGAUGGCAUAUUGAGUGUUCUGCUAUGAGCUCGAAAAUUUGUGGCCCCUCUUUAGACAUUCAUGCUGGUGGUUUCGAUUUGAAGUUUCCGCAUCACGAUAAUGAAAUGGCACAAGUGGAAGCUUAUUAUGGUAUUGAUAAUUGGGUCAACUAUUUUUUGCAUUGCGGUACUUUGAGAAUUGCUGGCUUGAAGAUGUCAAAAAGUUUGAAAAAUUUCAUAACAAUUCGUGACGUGUUAAAACAGUAUACUGCUAGACAGCUGAGAAUAUUGUUUCUCAUGCAUAACUGGAAUGAUGUGCUUGACUAUAGUUCGAGUUCAAUGGAAAGAGCUUUACAAUUCGAAAAAGUCAUUGGUGAAUUCUUCUUGCUUAUUAAAAGCUAUUUACGAAAAUAUUAUAAACCAAAUUGUAGUGAGAGCUACCAGAAAAUGAACGAUCGAGAACUGCAAUUGCUAUUCGAGUUUUCUAAAAUCAAGAAUGAAAUAAAUUUAGCAUUGUGUGAUUCAGUUGAUACACGAACGGUGAUUGAGAAGUUGCGACAGCUGGUUUAUGUGGGCAACGCUUACAUCACCGAAGUGGAGAAAUUAAAAAUCGGAAUUCCCAAUUGUUUGCUAUUGCGGGAUAUUGCUUCGUAUAUGACAUGGUUGUUCAAAAUAUUUGGUGUCAUUCCCGAAAAUAUUGAAAUUGGUUUUCCAAAUCAUCAUGAAAUGUUGAAGAAUGAUGUACUAGAUAAAUCUAAAGAAGAAUUACUCAUGCCUUAUUUGACAGCUCUUGUUGAAUUUCGUGAGAAUGUGCGUAAAGUGGCUCGUGAAAAAAACGUUAUUCAGAUUUUAAAGGAAUGUGAUAGAUUACGAGAUGAAAUUUUACCAGAUUUGGGUGUACGACUGGAGGAUAGGACUUCGGAAACAUGUAUUAAAAUUGUUGGUAAGGAAACUUUAAUGCGUGAGCAACAGCAAAAAGAAGCUAUUGGAGCAGCGAAAGAGAAAGAAAAACAGAGGAAAAAAUAUGAGGCAGAGAGAAAAGAAGCAAUUAAGCGCAUACCACCAUGGGAACUCUUCAAGCGGGGAGAAGAAGCAAAGAAAUAUUCUGAAUAUGAUGAAAAGGGUAUACCGAUUUCUUUCGCUAAUGGUGAAGAGAUUUCCAAAAAACUGCGGAAAAAGUUAGAAAAAUUGUAUGAAAUACAACAGAAAAACUAUUCUGAGGUAAUUUUUGUUCUAGCAUAA
Molecule: messenger RNA, 2298 nt
Organism: Thelazia callipaeda (thelaziosis nematode)
Lineage: Eukaryota; Metazoa; Nematoda; Chromadorea; Rhabditida; Thelaziidae
Source: the annotation of a GenBank genome assembly